CAAUAGAGAUAGAGAGUGAAGGAACGAGAGAAAGCAUAGAGUGAGAGAGAAAGCAGAGAGAAAAAGAGAGUGAACAAGGAUGUGGAAGAAUACGAAGGCCUGACAUUAACAUAUCACCAUAAAAAAAAGUGUGAUAGUGAGCGAAAGCAAGAAGAUCCACGCAGAAGAAAAAAUAGAGAGCAAAAUGACGAGUACCAUAGUGAGAGAACAGAACCUCGACAAGCACAUUCACAAGCAAAUGGGGUGCAUGGCUGGCUUCCUUAACAUCUUCGACCGCCACCAGAUUCUCGCCGGAAAACGCAUCUCCUCCGCCAAACGCCUCCCUCCUCCGCAACCGGAUUCCUCACCAGAGCCGGAGAACCACGUGGCUUCACCGGCGCGUCCAGCAACGCCAUCACCAGAGCGCGUGAAACAGAGUCCAGCGAGAGAGCACACAGUUACGACGGUUACUACUCUGCCGGUUCUAGAAUUCAAGGAAGGGACGAGGUCCACGUGGAAGUUCUCAAGGGAGGCUCCGAGGCUCUCAUUAGAUAGCAGGACCCGAACCAGCUCCCCGAGCCUGAGCCUCUCCCCGAACCUCAAUCCAGACGACCGAGGCGAGAAACUGUCUUCAGAGAUACAGUUACAGCGCCGUUCCACCAGCGUCGUCGCGAGGCUCAUGGGCCUGGAGUCCUUACCGGGCCCAGACUCUGAUUCAGGGCCCAAUAAGAAACCUGAGCUCCGAAGAUCCGCUUCCGAGUCCAGAGCCUCCAGAGAUCUCAACCGAUUCUUCGACGCCGCUAACAGCAACGGUUUUCAGCUGAACCUCAAGCAGGUGCAGCAACGGCAACAGUACACUCAGCCGCAGGGGAUUGUUUCCGAGGGUCUGAACAACAAUGCAGGUUCAGAUCCGGUGGAGCAGGGUGCACGGAACAACAACAACGCGAAGGGAGAGAAGAACUAUAACAACAAUGCAAGGAACAGGGGAGUGGUUACGAUGGUGCAGAAGAAGAGCUUCUUUGACUCCGCGGAUUUCUUUCCUGAGGUACCGAAACGCAGCGUUUCGAUCUACGGCGAGAUCGAGAGGAGGCUGAGGAUGCGAGGAAUCGACGAGCCUUCGAAGGAUCUAGAAACCCUGAAACAUAUCUUGGAGGCUUUGCAGCUUAAAGGACUCUUGCAUUCGAAGAAUCACGCAAAUCGUAGUAACGGUAACAACAACUAUAAUCACAAUCACAAUCACAAUCACAUGAACUUCGUUCUAGAUGGCGGAAGAACGAAGAACGAUUCUCCUAUUGUUGUGAUUAAACCGGUUCGAUCCAACCGAACCGGAAGAACUGGUAGCCAGUCUCCUCCGAAUUCAAGCGUCCGGUCUAGUCCGAGGGCUCGUCGGAACGAACGUCAGCCGGAGGUUGACCGGAGAAGUAGAAACGCGAGAUCGCCGCCGGUUUGCAGGAGUCCGAACCGGAGGAAUGUAGCGCCGAACGCAGCGGAGAAUCAUCACCACAGUAGAGUGUAUUAUAACGACGGGUUUGAUUCGAGAAAGGUGUCUCCGGUUCAGUCGCCGAGAGUAAACUCGAGAAGAACCACACCGGUUCAUUCUCCGAGAAUGAGAAAACCGAUUAAUCAGAAGGACGAGAAGGUGUUGACUGUGGCAGAGGAUGAAUCUUCCACAGUUUCAGAGAGUAGCUUCAGCACUUCCUCGCAUACAGACACAGAGAGGUACAGAUUGGAAGAGUACAAAGAAGGGAGGAAUUUACUGGACAGGUGUGACAAGUUGCUGAACAGCAUAGCGGAAAUGACGGCCUCGAACGAGUUGCAACCCAGUCCCGUAUCGGUUCUUGACUCGUCCUUCUACAGGGACGAGUGGUGUUUACCUUCCCCAAUCACAAAACGCUGCAUUGAUUACAAAGAUCAGGCGGCGGAGUCGGAAGAUGAUAUGUGGAGUGCGGCAUUUUGCAGCAGCGAAGCCAAGUCGGAGGAUGCAACAGAGGACAACGACUUCUCUUACGUGUCAGAAAUCCUGAAGGCAUGCACUUACCUACCCGAGAACGGCGACGUUUUCGCUUUAUUAGAGAAGCAGCAGAUUCUAAAGGGAAAAGACACCUCAAAGGCCUCAACAAUUCAGAGGCGGUUAGUGUUCGACACGGUCCGUGAUAUCUUGUCCCGGCAUCGUCGGCUUCCGCCAUGGAAGGUGGCGUUCGGUGGCGAUGAGAGGCAGAGGGUAUGGUCGGAGUUUAGGAGAAUACGAGGAGAUAGGGAGGAGGAGGAGGAGUGGUCGGAGAAGGACAUGUUUGAGGUUAUAUGCGGGGUUUUGAGGAAGGACAUGGCGGAGGAUGUUGAAGGUUGGGGGGAAUGGACGGUGGAGAUUGGAGAUAUGGUGCUGGACAUCGAACGGCUCGUGUUCAAGGACCUGAUUGGCGAGACCAUACGAGAGUUAGCCACGUGUGCUUCCUCCCAACGUAACAGAGUUUUUGCGAGGUCCUACAGAUUAUAA
Molecule: messenger RNA, 2473 nt
Organism: Arachis duranensis
Lineage: Eukaryota; Viridiplantae; Streptophyta; Magnoliopsida; Fabales; Fabaceae
Product: protein LONGIFOLIA 1-like
Exons: 5
Coding region: 185-2473 (762 amino acids)
Biological process (GO): regulation of monopolar cell growth
Source: RefSeq, a predicted model, not a curated record